Molecule: messenger RNA, 954 nt
Organism: Ornithorhynchus anatinus (platypus)
Lineage: Eukaryota; Metazoa; Chordata; Mammalia; Monotremata; Ornithorhynchidae
Product: olfactory receptor 51I2-like
Exons: 1
Coding region: 1-954 (317 amino acids)
Biological process (GO): G protein-coupled receptor signaling pathway
Cellular component (GO): membrane
Molecular function (GO): olfactory receptor activity; G protein-coupled receptor activity
Source: RefSeq, a predicted model, not a curated record
AUGAAAACCUCCAACAUCUCCCUGGCCAGUUCCUCUACAUUCAUCCUGGUAGGUAUUCCCAAUCUGGAAGCUGUCCGUGCCUGGCUGUCCAUCCCCUUCUGCCUGAUGUACCUGACCAUCCUGGUCGGGAAUAGCACCAUCUUGUAUGUGAUCCAGAAGGACCCGGUCCUCCACCAGCCAAUGAGCCACUUCCUGGCCAUGCUGGCUUUCACGGAGCUGGGCGUGUCCCUAUCCACCAUGCCCACGGUCCUCGGCAUCUUCCUCGCGGGUGCCACGGAGAUCGACUUUAACGCCUGCCUGGCCCAGAUGUACUUCAUCCAUUCCUUUUCGAUCAUGGAGUCGGGCGUGCUCCUGGCCAUGGCCUUCGAUCGCUUCGUGGCCAUCUACAGCCCGCUGAGGUACUCGCUCAUCCUCACCCACAGACGCAUCAGGGCCACGGCCGUCGGCCUCAGUCUCAAGAGCGCGGUGCUGAUGGCGCCCCUGGCCGUCCUCCUGAAACGCCUGCCCUUCUGCCACCGGGAAAAUGUGCUCUCCCACUCCUACUGUCUCCACUCCAACCUCAUCAGCCUCCCGUGCACCGACACGACCCUCAACAACAUCUAUGGCCUCUUCGUCGUCCUCUCCACCUUCGGGCUCGACUCUGUGCUCAUCGCCCUCUCCUACGCCUUGAUCCUCAAGACCGUGCUGGGUAUCGUGUCAGGGGAUGGGUGGCUCAAGGCCCUCAACACUUGUGUCUCCCACAUGUGUGCUGUUCUGGUCUACUACGUGCCCAUGAUUGGGCUGGCCAUGAUGCACCGCUUUGGACAGCACCCUUCUCCUCUGCUCCAGGUCAUGAUGGCCAAUGCCUACCUCUUCAUCCCACCGGUGGUCAACCCGAUCGUCUACAGCCUGAAGACCAAGGAAAUCCGCAAGGGGAUUUUCAGGAAUCUGAUUCAGAAGAGGGGCAGACCCUAA